Molecule: messenger RNA, 2148 nt
Organism: Hevea brasiliensis (rubber tree)
Lineage: Eukaryota; Viridiplantae; Streptophyta; Magnoliopsida; Malpighiales; Euphorbiaceae
Exons: 3
Coding region: 1-2148 (715 amino acids)
Molecular function (GO): protein dimerization activity
Source: RefSeq, a predicted model, not a curated record
AUGGUGUUCGGAAAAAAUAGAUCAGAUCAGGAAAAAAAUUCCAUUAAAAUACAUCAAGAUUCAAGUGAUGAGAAUGAAGAUGUAGAAUCAAUUGAGAAACCAAAUCUCAAAAUUGAAAACGAAUCAAUGCAGAAACAACAAGAUUCAACAACAAAGCCACUAUUGAGUGAAAUCAAUGUUAUUGGAGCAUCCAAAGGAAAGAAUUCAGGAGGAACAAAGUGUUGGUCAUGCAAGCAUUGUAACAAUCAAUUCAACAACUCAUAUACAAGAAUUCACUAUCACUUUUUUGGAGCUCCACAAGGGAAGAAAGCAGGAAUUCAAUGUUGCCCAGCACUCAUGAAAGAUAGAGUUAAAUAUGACAAGGUGAGAAGAAUGGUUGAAGAAGCAGAGAAAUCAGUUGUGUUUUCAUCUCUAAAAAAUUCCACAAUUUGGACAAAGAUUGUUGCUAAAGCUAAUCCUAUAGCAAGUGCUUUUCGCAUGAUGGAAAGGGAUGCGGGGAACUUAAAAGUGAUGAGAGCGCUAUGUGCUAAUGGAAUUCCUUUUAAUGUUCUGCGAAAUCCUCAAUUUUGUGAGAUGAUUACAGCAAUUAACAAUGCCCCAAAAGGAUAUAAAGCACCCUCUUAUGAAAAAGAAAGAACUAUAUUGUUAGAUGAAUGUAAAAGAGAUGUAGAGAAAGACUUAGCUAUGAUCAAGGAUACUUGGUAUACUCAAGGGGUGUCUAUUGUUUCUGAUGGGUGGUCCAAUGUUAAACAUCAACCUUUGAUUAAUGUUAUCUCAGCUAACAGUCGAGGAGAUAUGUUCAUGUAUGCUGAUGACUUUUUAGGCAUCAAAAAAGCAGGUCAUGCUAUAGCUGAAUACUUACUCAAGGCUAUUGAAGAAGUAGGGCCUUGUAAUGUUCUUCAAGUAAUUACUGAUAAUGCAUCAAAUUGCAAAGCUGCAGGAAAGGAGAUAGAGAAGGAUUUUGCUCAAAAGUUUGAUUGGUUAAAUGAUACUUAUAAAAGAGGAAAAUGCAUUGUGAAAUACUUUAUCAAUCACACACAAGCAUUAUCCAUCUUUAGGACACAAUCAAAGUUGGAAUUGCUAAAAGUAGCAAAAACUAGAUUUGCUUCACAUUACAUCUUGUUGAAAAGGUUGUUAGUUUGUAGAGAGGCUCUUGCAACCACUAUUGUUCUUAAAUCAUGGAAGGAGUGGACAAAAAAUGGGGAUGAGAAAAUGAAGACAAUGGGUGCAUUAGUUGCUGAAACAAUUAGUGAUGAUGAAUUUUGGGAGGAAGUAGAAAAUAUAGUAGCUAUAACUAAGCCACUGUAUUUGUUGAUUAAGUUUAGUGAUGGUGAAGGCCCAAAGCUAGGAGAGAUUUAUGAAAAAAUGGACAGCAUGCUUGGAGAAUUAAAGGAUAUAAUGACAAAUAACAAAUAUAAAGAUAGUUAUGAACAAAUGGAAGCUAUUGUAGUAGAAAGAUGGGCGAAGAUGAAUAUUCCUAUGCAUUGUCUUGGUUUUGCUCUCACACCCAGAUUUUAUGAUCAUCACUACUUAGAAACACCAGCUCCUGGAGGAGUACCUAGAAAGGCUCCAAAUCUUGAUAAAGAAGUUGUUUUAGGUGUUAUGGAUGCUUUUGAAAGGAUAGCAAAAAAUGGGGCAGAACAAAAGCUUUUACGUGAGCAAUUUGUAAUUUUUCAUAUGAAGAAAGGGAUAUACAGCAUGCCAGCAGCUCAAAUUGAUGCUGUAACAAUGGAUUCAAUUGAUUGGUGGUCAACAUAUGGGUCUGAAACUCCAGAACUAGCAGAGGUAGCAAAAAAGGUAUUAUCUCAACCAAUUAGUAGCUCUUCAGCUGAAAGGAAUUGGAGUACAUACUCUUAUAUUCAUAAUGUUAAGAGAAACAGGUUAAACUGUACAAGGGCAGAUAAAUUAGUGUUUAUUCACUCAAAUAUUCGCCUUCAAUCUCGCUUCUUUGAGAGUUAUGUGACAGGACCUCAUAAAAGAUGGGAUAUGGAUCCAGAAAAUUCAUAUUUGGAGGAUUCAGCUGUAAAAUUAGAGGAUAUGGGAUGGAGAUCGUUAGAUGAUGACAAUGAUAUUGAUGUCACAAAGGCCAUUGAAGAAGAUGAAGAUAACUGCACCAAAAAUAAAGGGAAGAAGCAAAGGAAAAACUGA